Molecule: messenger RNA, 1521 nt
Organism: Marchantia polymorpha subsp. ruderalis
Lineage: Eukaryota; Viridiplantae; Streptophyta; Marchantiopsida; Marchantiales; Marchantiaceae
Source: the annotation of a GenBank genome assembly
AAAGAACGCUGUGGUUCAGACUCAAGGCAGCGAGAACGAGAGUCGUGGUCGCAGCGUGUCGUGUGCGGAGAGCAUGCAGACAGCUACCUUCCGAUCGCACAGCAGGUCUGGCGCAGCCACGCAGUCAAAUCCUUCUGCUCGUUCGUAAUUGUCGUCAUAUGAAUCUUGUGCGCUAGAUCUGGACAGCUUUUUGUCGCGGUUGGAGUUUCAUCUAGGGCUACCCUGUGAGUGGUGAAUGGGGUCCGCGGGUGUGGUCUUGACGGAGACGGCCUUCAAUAUGGAGUCGUCAGCUGCUUCGGAUGUAUCUUACCGGGCAGUGGUUUUAGGAGGAACCUUUGAUCGGCUUCAUGAUGGUCAUCGUCUUCUUCUCAAGGCCGCUGCAGAGAUUGCAGAAGAGCGUGUUGUUGUUGGAAUCAGUGACGGGCCCAUGCUCGCAAAGAAAGAGCUGAAACACAUGAUACAACCAAUUGCAGUGAGAAAGAAGGCAGUUGAAGAUUACAUCAAGUCCAUAAAUCCAGCUCUAGAAGUUCAGACGGAGACCAUAUUCGAUCCUUUUGGACCUUCGAUCGUGGAUAAAGACCUCACCGCCAUUGUUGUAAGUAAGGAGACAGUUGCUGGUGCAGACGCGGUCAACCAAAAACGAAAAGAGAGAGGCCUGUCAAGGUUGCAGGUGAUUGUGGUGGAUUUGGUGGUUGACAAAGACGGCUUUGGGGAAGAGAAAUUGAGCUCGACGGAGAUACGAAAGAGGGAAGUUGGUCUGUGAUAUACUCAUCGUCAGGAAUUCCUGUUUCGUAUGGUUGAAAUGAGAUGAGGUGAAACAUUGAAUGUACUCAAUAUGCAUUAGAGAGGUUGAGUACAUUCUUCUGAUAAGGUGACUUGAGCACCAACUCCAGCUAAGAUUCCUACCGUAGAUGUUUAAUUUCAUCUGUUUCCAACCCCAGAUCCAUGUUCACCUCUUCACAAGUGUGAAGUACAAUUUUACGAGAAACUAAAAUUUGAAGACGUGUGUGUCUACUACUUGAUAGGCUUUAGCAGGGGGGAGUCUAAGUUGUAACACUGAUAAGGAUCUAUCUCAUCCGUAUCUGGACAACGAUGGAGCACGUCACAUGAGAACUGGGAACGGGCUCAGCAGAGCCCACGGCGCUGGGCAACUGGACAGAAGGUCUAGAAAACAGUCAAGCGGUGUAUCUUAAUAGUGCCAAGAGAACAAGAACUCGGAAGAACAACUCUGCUAGCUAGACUUGAUGUACUCAAGGAGAGAAGUAUUCUUAUAUGAAGAACGCAUGGUCUAAGAAGCCAUCAGAUACUGGUAAUUAAAAGUAUUAGCUGUUACUUUAUCUGGAUGUCGACACGUCGCUUUCACCAGCAACUGAACAGGUGGAAGAGAAGAUAAGUGAUUUACACCGUGUUCUUUGCUAGUCUAGGGUAAUAUCGUUGGACGAACAUGGUCCUGGUCUGGCAGCUGUUCUUUAUUAACUUUUUUAAUUAAAACACUUUGGUGUACGGCGCUAUGUUUAUUCA